Messenger RNA from Pomacea canaliculata, 2521 nucleotides. RefSeq names its product cytochrome P450 3A24-like. Lineage: Eukaryota; Metazoa; Mollusca; Gastropoda; Architaenioglossa; Ampullariidae. The record is from RefSeq and is a predicted model, not a curated record. The coding region runs from base 158 to 1681 and encodes 507 amino acids. The transcript has 14 exons. Gene Ontology annotation, molecular function: iron ion binding; heme binding; oxidoreductase activity, acting on paired donors, with incorporation or reduction of molecular oxygen.
UGCACGCCACUAUCUAUAUAAUUCAAGAAUCGAAAAAUUUCGACAAAGCGAUCCUACAGCUGUAACAGUGCUGAGGCUGUUGAGCUCCGGUCAGUUGUCUUCAGAAGUGCGUGUCUGUACAGAAAAAGUUUUUUCUUCGCAGUCUUCAGAGACUAGGAUGGAGCUUCUGUCUCUCAUUGACCUACCCGUGUCCCUUGUGCUGCUCCUGUUAGCAGGCUUCUUGUUCUACCUAUACGGAAUAUGGCCCUACGGAGUGUGGAAGUCUCUGGGUGUUGAUGGACCCAAACCUUCACCUUUCAUUGGCAACCACUAUCAGAUGACUACAGAGGGAGUCGAACCAUUUAUUCAGAAGUUGUCGAAGAAAUAUGGUCGCACAUUUGGCAUGUAUUCUGGACGUUUUCCGAUGCUGGUAACCACAGACCUGGAUAUUCUAAAAGAAGUUCUUGUCAAAGAUUUCAACAAGUUUGCAGACCGAUUUGACGGUUUUGAGAUUUAUCCAGAGGAAGUUCGCUCGAUGUUGCCCUUUGCUCUCGGAGCACAGUGGAAAAGAGUUCGACACAUACUCACACCUACCUUUAGUACGGGAAAGUUGAAGCAGAUGGAACACUAUAUUCAACGUUGCUGCAUCCAGCUGACCAAGAACAUCGAGGAGAUUGUUCAAAGAGGUGAAAGGAUAGAUGUCAAAAGAGUCUUUGGGGGCUAUACCAUGGAUGUGAUAGCGGGCACGGCGUUUGGUAUAGAAGUAAAUUCUCAGAAGGACCUCGACCAUCCAUUCGUCAGAGAUGCAGCGGGCUUCUUGUCAGACAUUGGCACUCAAGAUAAAUAUUUAGUCGUACUUGCAAAAUGCUUUCCAUUUCUGCUGCCGUUUAUAAAAGUUUUGGUUAAAAACUUGUUUCAACCAAACGGAUUCAAGACAUUCGUGAAAAGCAUUCAACGCAUUAAAGAAGAACGAAAACUGGAUGGAAAUGGAAAUAGAAAACCUGACUUUCUCCAGUCACUGCUGAGUUGUGAAGAAAAUCAGACCUCAGGAACAGAUCAAAUGAAUGUUUUGUCAAAAGUUGAGGUAAUCGCCCAGGCACUCAUAUUCUUCGUCGCUGGGUACGAAACGACAGCAUCCACCCUGCAGUACAUGGCCUACUGCCUGGCGCUGCACCCGGAGGUACAGGACAAGAUUGUGUGUGAAAUCAAGGAACAGCUUGGCGAUGAGAUACCUACUUACGAGGGUGUUUCCAAGUUAAAAUACUUGGACAGCGUCAUCCAAGAGACACAGCGGAUGUAUAAUCCCGUCAACGCAGUAAACAGAGUGGCAUCUGAAGAGGUCACCAUUAAAGGCAUUACGAUUCCUAAGGGCGCUGGAGUUUUGGUUCCUAUCGCCAAUGUGAUGAGAGACCCGGAGUACUUCCCUGAGCCUGACAAAUUCAUACCUGAACGGUUUUACGAAGGCAGCAUUAACCCCAUCUCCUUCUUGGCAUUCGGGUUUGGUCCUCGUCUGUGUAUCGGCAUGCGUCUGGCUCAGCUGGAGAUGAAGAUGUCCAUGGUGCACGUGCUGAGGAGAGUCAAGUUUGUGAAGACAGACGACAUACAGGAUGUGUUCAAGAUCAAGCCUGGCUCUAUUCUUAGCAUCCCAGACCGAGUGAUUGCCAUCAAAGCUGUAAUGCGAGACGUAGCUGCGACAGGUUAAAGCACAGUAACGGGCACUAACAAGUCCACGCUCUGCUACUGAUAUUACGGGAUUAAUAACUUUCAAAAAGUAUUUCUCCUAGCCUGUAAUACGGUACUAGCAGUUAUGAAUAGAUAACAACAACAGCAACAACCUACUGAAAGACUUCUUCUGUGAUAACGUUGUGAAAUUUGAGGCUAAAAUGAUUUACAUUUCGUUAAUAUUUAUGAUAUGUAUUUACAGAUUUUAUGUGCUUACCUGGUGAUCGGAAGGCGUUUAAUGAGGAUUGUGUUUAUUGCCUUAUUUACGUUUCUAAGACUACCUAACCGAGACUCACAUUCUCUGUCAUGUAAGCGCAAGUACUAUUGACACAAUCGUCAAGGCUCAGUCUCUCUCAAUGGGUGAUUAUAAUACAGAUGCCUUUUGUUGUAAUAAUCACAGAAGUUUACGCACUUCAUGUAUUUAAAAAUAGCAUCUCAACAAACAUCUCGUUACAAAUAAGAACAAUAAAAUGUCUGUGUGUGCGUGCGUGUGAGUGUGCGCAUGCCUGUGCGUGCCUAUAUACCGAUGCCCAAGUCUGUAUGUAUGCAUAAACAAUGGUUCUCUCUCUCUAUGUAAAUAUGUAAGUAGUUGUCAAAUAAACAUGUAUAUGUAUUAACACCAUUGUUCGAGUAAUUUUAAUAUACUGUUCAUGUUUCUUGCUUAUUUUCUGCUUUAUAAUUCACAAAUACACAAACUUCAUGUAAAAUAACAUUAUACGUGCAUGUGAAAGCAUCAUUUUAAUACAAACAUACACCGAACACACACAUACGAAAAAAAUUGCGUACAGUACGCAAUAAAAGUUAGGAGGACCCCUUCAAA